GAACUGUAGAUUACACAGGCAGACGAGUGAGCAUGACUUUUAAACAUGGAUCAGUCAUUUGUAAACGUCAAUGGACAGGGGAUAAGACAAUGACGUCGACGGGUUACAGAUACUUGGACAAAAUCAACUGAACAACGAAACAACAGUUUUAAAGGCGUUCUAACUUCUGUUGUGAAUAUGUUGAUUCAGCUCACAUUCAGGAUGAAGAUUUCAAUCAUGUUUGAUACGCUUCACUUUUGUAGAUACCAUGCCUAAUGCAUCUACUGUAUUUCUUAUUGGGAAAUAUUAACGACAGCCUAUAAUGCAACUAAAUAUUUGUUUAAAAUGAGUAACAACACUGUGACCGGGAGGAUCAUGAUCCCGACUAUACCGUCCAUCAUGUUUAUUUUCGGUGUGGUGGGAAAUGUCAUUGCCAUCGUGGUACUCUGCAAAUCCAGGAAAGAACAGAAGGAGACCACGUUCUACACGCUGGUAUGCGGUCUGGCGGUUACAGACCUUUUGGGGACACUCCUAGCCAGUCCCGUCACCAUCGCAACCUAUGUGAAAGGCUCGUGGCCAGGCGGGGAGCCACUGUGCCAGUAUUUUGGAUUCAUCAUGCUUUUCUUCUCUCUAGCGGGGCUCAGCAUUAUAUGCGCUAUGUCCGUGGAGAGAUACUUGGCGAUAAACCACGCGUAUUUCUACAACGACUAUGUGGAUCAGAGACUGGCGGGCAUGACGCUUCUGGCUAUUUACAUCUCCAACGUGCUUUUCUGCGCUCUACCUAGCAUGGGUCUGGGACAAGUCAAAAAGCAGUACCCACAAACCUGGUGCUUCAUAGAGUGGCGGAGCAACGUGAGUACCGAUGCCGCCUUUUCAUAUAUGUACGCGGGGUUCAGUUCGAUUCUAAUUCUAGCCACAGUUAUCUGUAACGUUCUGGUAUGCGGUGCUCUGAUUCGAAUGCACCGGCGGUUUGUCCGGAAGAUGUCAUUGUGGACAGACCCCGGACGAAACACAGAACCGAGAAGGAGACGCAGCUUCGGGCAUCUGGCCGGCGCAGAGAUCCAGAUGGUGAUUGUACUCAUUUGUACCUCAGCGGUGGUGCUUAUAUGCUCCAUUCCACUUGUUGUGCAAGUGUUUCUGAACCAGAUUUAUAAGACUCCGGUGGAGCUGAGACUGGAGAAGAACCCAGAUCUACGGGCGAUCCGCUUCGCCUCAUUCAACCCCAUCCUGGACCCCUGGAUCUACAUCCUCCUCCGCAAGGCCGUGCUCCUCAAGCUCAUUGAGCAGAUCAAGUGUCUGUUCUGUAAGAUAGGAGCACAGAGACAGCAGAGACAGGGAGCACAGAACUGCCACUGCAUUGAUGAACACCAGCUCCACUCCAUCAUCUCUUCACAAGAGUUCCCGUCAUUGGUGUCCCGUGAGCUGAAGGAGGUGUCCAGCACCUCUCAGGUCGUCCUCUACCUUCCUGAUGGAAGCUGUCAUCACACAGGAGAGCAGGUUGGGCUCCGCAAUUCCUCUGUCCAAGACCCCCAAAGUUCUUAUUUGUCAGAACAGAGUACAGAGGAUGGGAGGAGGAUGGGAGGAGAGAGGUGACAAACCUAACCAGGGACCCCUCUGGUGUGGGAGGACAGACCACUCAGUCAUGUGUGAAAGAACAGGCUCUUCAUGUGUUGCUAAGUAAUGAGACGGUACAGGAGAAAUGCAUAUAGAUCUUGUGUAUUUGGAAUCCCAUGAACGGUUACUUCAACUAAGACUCCUCAUAUUAUUGUGAAGUUUCUGUGAGUCAGAGGGAUGUCCACACAUACAUUGACAACACUGCCUUCAGACUGCCAAAGAUGGCUUUUCAGACAGCUUCUGCUCUCCUAAGGGACUUAUUCGGUUAGCGGAAGUGUUAGUGCCAACAGAAAUAGAUUGGCUCCCAGGAUGACUCAUUUGACAUCCUCUAAAGACAAGGAAUGGCACAUUUAAACAAUGUUGAAAAGCUUUUGGUAAGCCAGACAGGAGGAAGGACAAACAAGAGAGAGACAACUGUGAGAGAGAGAGAGGAUGUCUGCUCCACUUUGAUGUCAAGCUACCUCGACCAGAAACAUCAAUGUUUGUUUGUUUUUCCUGUCUUCUCGCACAGGUCAGAGAGCAAGGCAGUAAGAGCAGAGCAGCUUCUCCAUGGCCUAAAGGGGCAUUGGCUGUACACUGUAGCUAAACAGUUUAACACUAGCUUCUUUCAAUCAUUGUAAAAACUGUGAGUUAGUAUUUAGAGUAUUUAAGCUACAAUGAUUGAGAUGUACAGAAUAGUUAUUUCGAUUCAUUGAAAGGAAUGUAGUAUAGGGCCUGUCAUUACGUGCCAAACUGCCAUGAAACCAAGGAAAAGUCAGUUCUCACAAAACGAUAUGUCUGUAGAAGGUUUGCUGUUCAGAGAUACACUUCACUUGACUGUUUUGCAUCACAUAAUAGCUUUAGAGAGUUAAUGUAUAGUGCAGUAUUGUCUGUAAUUUGCCAAACUCUGUAUAUGUAUUUCUAUUACUCUGGUAUCAGUUUUUGAACGUUUAUCAGAUUAUCAGUAAUUCACCUAAGUAUUGUCAUUGUCAUUAUUUAGUGAUUUACGCAAUCAGCCUGGUCUCAUGUAUACUAGUAUACAUAAACCAGGGACACCAGAUUAGUAUGACAUGUUAUGUUUGGUAUGAUUACAUAAGACAGAAGGUUACUUAAGGAAAAAUGAAAGGAGGGCGGUUAGUUGGCGGUGUAUAAAGCAAACGUCUAGCGCGAACGUCUAGCGCGAACGUCUAGCGCGAACGUCUAGCGCGAACGUCUAGCGCGAACGUCUAGCG
Molecule: messenger RNA, 2804 nt
Organism: Oncorhynchus mykiss (rainbow trout)
Lineage: Eukaryota; Metazoa; Chordata; Actinopteri; Salmoniformes; Salmonidae
Product: prostaglandin E2 receptor EP4 subtype
Biological process (GO): adenylate cyclase-activating G protein-coupled receptor signaling pathway; cellular response to prostaglandin E stimulus; inflammatory response
Cellular component (GO): plasma membrane
Molecular function (GO): prostaglandin E receptor activity
Source: RefSeq, a predicted model, not a curated record